AUGGAUGACGAGGACGGAGAUGUUAUCAUGCCGGAUGCGCCGCCGCUAGAGCCGGGUACCAUCCACACUCCUCCCCCAGCCCCUCAGUCAGCCCCGACGAUCAUAAAGGUACCCAUCCGCCGGCGGGAAAAGAAAAUGGUCUUGUCGUUUAUCCCGUACGAUAACCCGGCCGUGCUUUCUGUGGUCCCGUGGCGGUGGCACCGCAAUCUGGGCGGCAUCUUCUGGUUCCGGUAUACCGACUUCCGCGGUUGGCCCGCGCUGCAGCCGACGGCGAACAUACCGCGCAUCAGGGAGUACUUUGGCGCCCUCGACGACAACGACGAGCGCGCUGGCUGCGACCCGCUCUUGCUUGAGGCCCGCCGCUGGUGCUGUUCAGUUCAAGGCUUCUGCGUACUCGAGCCUGAGCUCAGGUGGUUGAUGACGCUCAUCUUUGACCUCGUCAACUUCGCUGUCGAGAGGCAAAGGACGGCGCGGAAUUUGGCGCAGCACUCUUGCCGCGACGACGGAAAAUCGACUGGAAACUCACCCGAGGAGGAUUUAGAUCCGGAGAAGGUGCUCUGGGAGGGCCGUUACUACCUCUAUUUUUUGAUAAUGGCCGCGAAGGUGUUGAAGAGAGAAUUCAAGGUCGAGGGCUUGACUAUCCCGUCCCUGCCAUGGUUCAGUAUUUAG
Durotheca rogersii is the source of this 669-nucleotide messenger RNA. RefSeq lists its product as uncharacterized. The transcript has a single exon. Bases 1 to 669 code for a protein of 222 amino acids. Lineage: Eukaryota; Fungi; Ascomycota; Sordariomycetes; Xylariales; Xylariaceae. The record is from RefSeq and is a predicted model, not a curated record.